Messenger RNA from Octopus bimaculoides (California two-spot octopus), 1219 nucleotides. RefSeq names its product NADH dehydrogenase [ubiquinone] 1 alpha subcomplex assembly factor 4. Gene Ontology annotation, cellular component: mitochondrion. NCBI's taxonomy places the organism in Eukaryota, Metazoa, Mollusca, Cephalopoda, Octopoda, Octopodidae. Gene Ontology annotation, biological process: mitochondrial respiratory chain complex I assembly. The record is from RefSeq and is a predicted model, not a curated record.
UUGCUUCCCAAUCACAUGGUUCAGGGUUCAGUCCCACUGCACGGACACUGAAAGAAGCCUGUCGUAUAUGUAUGAAUAUAUCUGUGUGUGUGUUCGUUCCUCCUCUCACACCAUCACCACCACUUGCUGGUAUGUUUACGUCCCUGUAACUUAGCGGUCUGGCAGAAAAGACCGACAGAAUAAGUACUAGGCUUAUGAAAAGGCCCUAGGAUCGAUAUGUUCGACUAAAACCUUCAAAACGGUGCCCCAACAUGGCCACAGUCAAUUGAUUGAAACAAAGAUAAAAGAUUAUAUAGAUUUAUAUAGAGAGGAUACACAUCCUACUAUACUUUUGUACACAGUAUCUAAGUGCAUAUUACAUAAUGAUAUUCAGACACAUACAAGCAUUAUUGGUGGCGAGCUGGCACAAUCGUUAGCACGUCUGGCAAAAUACUUAGCGGCAUUUCGUCCGUCUUUACAUUCUGAGUUCAAAUUUCACCGAUGUCAACUUUGCUUUUCAUCAAAGUCAUGUACCAAGCUCAAAAAGGCAAGACUCCCCCCACCACCACCACUUUUUUUUCUUCGUUUUUUUCCUACACAAACCUCCGUUUUCCGCUGCGGAGAAUACGUCUCUGUAAAAAAAAGAUGGCAAAAAUCGGCGUGUGGUUGGUUGGUAAGCAAGCUACUUACCACACAGCCACUCCUGCGCCAGAACCUGGCCCUGUUAUUUACUCAAAAGAUGAGCUCCUUCAUGAAAGACUUAAAGUUGUUCGGGUAGAAUCCAUUGGACCAGCUAACAAGCCAUUCAAAAACCCUAAAUUACCAGAUCGCUCUACUACGCUGCCAGAACCAAAAUACGGAGUUGUGGAACCGGCUCAUGUACCACCGGGUCGUGUUACUAUAAGUCAAGCAUUGAAUCUCAUUUCUCAGCACCAAACAAAUCCAAAAUUAUACAGUACCAGCCACAUUGCAAGUGAAUACAAAUUGGAACUUCAUAAUGCUCAGCAGAUUCUAAAAUAUUUUCAGGUCUUUCAUAUGCAUAUUCCAAAGAAAAUGGAAGAGAAAUUUCCUCAUCUUUUGACUGUUUUGAAAUCCCAAAUGUCUCAAAUGGAAUCGGAGAGACAGAGAAAACUUCUUGACUUUGCUAAGGAAGCUAAAAAGCCAAGUAAAAAAGAAAUCCGUGAAAAGAAUAUAGAAAAAUCAUAAUAGAAAAUGUUAACAAAUAUAAUUUUAAAUAAUU